AAAUGAGGAAAAAUAUUUAUCUAUUAUUAUCAACACUCUACACUAUUCGAAUAUAUUAACAAAUAAGUGAGACUGAGGACGUUACUGUCACAAUGACGAGUGUCAGUGAAACAAGUUCAUUACCAAAAACCAAAAAACCAUCAGAUAGUGCCUUCAAACAACAGCGUCUUCCUGCCUGGCAGCCGAUCCUUACAGCAGGCACAGUCCUCCCGACCUUUUUUGUGAUAGGCAUAGCCUUCAUCCCAGCAGGAAUUGGUCUUCUCUAUUUCUCCGACAAAGUUCAUGAGUACGCAGUGGACUACACAAACUGCAUAUCCCUCCGGGAAAAUCGACGAUGCUCAGACGUUAUCUUCAAUAAUCCGGGAAGUGUCUGUGAUUGUAACGUCAGCUUUCGCCUUGAAGAUGACUUCCAGGCUGACGUCUACAUGUACUACGGUCUGACGAAUUUCUAUCAGAAUCACAGACGUUAUGUCAAAUCAAGGGAUGAUAAUCAACUACUGGGAAGGCUCAGCGAGGAGGUAUCCAGUGACUGCGAUCCAUUUGCAUCCAACGAAAGUUUCGUACCGAAAAGAGCCAUUGCACCUUGUGGAGCAAUAGCAAAUUCCCUCUUCAGUGAUGAGUUGAGCUUAUAUUCAAAGGAUUUGAGACAGACCAUUCCACUCAUCAAGACGGGAAUUGCCUGGCCCUCGGAUAAGAAUAUCAAGUUCAAAAAUCCACCUGGUAAUCUCACCAAGGCUUUCGAGAAUUAUGAAAAACCUAGGAAUUGGACAAAAUAUGUAUGGCAGCUGGACGAAGAGGAUCCCAGUAAUAAUGGAUUUCAGAACGAGGACUUGAUCGUUUGGAUGAGAACUGCUGCAUUACCUACGUUCAGGAAACUAUACAGAAGGAUCAAUCAUACCGACCCGAUGUUCAAGGGACUCAAGAAGGGAGAUUAUAUCUUGAGCGUUAAAUACUCUUAUCAAGUUUCCUCCUUCGAAGGAAGUAAACGCAUGAUUCUGAGUACAACAUCUCUCCUCGGCGGUAAAAAUCCAUUCCUGGGAAUAGCAUAUAUCGUGGUGGGAUGUGUGUGCCUCGUUCUGGGAGUUGCAUUGUUAAUAAUUCAUAUUAAAUGUUCAAAAAGUACGAAUGAGAUGAUAAACGUUAAUCAACACACACCCUAUCAAUAGUCUAAUAUACUAGGAGAGAAUCCUGGACGAAUUUCAGCACUAAUUGGUGUUUCAUUAUCGAGAAAAGUCAGUGAAAAUAUAGACUGUUCAGCAACAGUCAUUGUGUUACUCGUAAUAAUGCACCGAGACGUAAUUAGAUUAAUUCCUUAGCAAAGAAAUUUUACUCUGUAAAGAUAUUCCCCCAAUUUUCAUUAUUGGCUAAUUAUUUAUGUAUAAGAUGCAGGGAUAAUUCUAGUGUUUAAUUUUAUUGAUUGAAUUUGCAUUCCCCCGAUCGAACAAA
Molecule: messenger RNA, 1446 nt
Organism: Diachasmimorpha longicaudata
Lineage: Eukaryota; Metazoa; Arthropoda; Insecta; Hymenoptera; Braconidae
Gene: CDC50
Product: cell cycle control protein 50A
Exons: 4
Coding region: 93-1166 (357 amino acids)
Cellular component (GO): plasma membrane; endoplasmic reticulum; Golgi apparatus
Source: RefSeq, a predicted model, not a curated record